ACCUAACACUGGUUCCUUGAGCAGAGAGAAAAGGAAUAUAACCGGGCCGGUACCAGCAGCACACAGGCCUGUAGAGCAGGCACAGCUGUGAGAGUGCACGAAUGCGCGCUCCCGGCGCCCCAAGCCUGCCAGGGCUUUGCACGACAGUAACCUCACGGAGCCGCGGCUGGUAGUGGGGAGACCUUUAUCCCAUUCCUCCUCCUCCUCCUCCCUCCCUCCGCCGCCGCGUCUCUCUACCUCAGCAUGGCGGCCCUGAGCAAGUCUAUCCCGCACAGCUGCUAUGAGAUCGGGCACACCUGGAACCCGUCAUGCUUCGGCUCCUACCUGCAGAUCACGCAGGGCGCCAUGGAGGAAGCCUUCAAAAUCUACGCGCCCCUGUACCUGGUAGCAGCAAUCCUGCGGAGGAAGAAUUUAGAUUACUAUAUACACAAACUACUACCUGAACUUUUACAAUCAACGUCCUUCUUAACGGCUAAUGGAAGCCUGUACAUUGCCUUCUUCUGCAUCCUAAGGAAACUGCUUGGAAGAUUCUACUUCUGGACGCCUGGAUUCGGUGCUGCCUUACCUGCUUCUUAUGCUGCUAUUCUGAUUGAAAGGAAAAGCAGGAGAGGGCUGCUGACAAUUUAUAUGGCCAACCAGGCCACAGAGGCGCUGUUUCGAAUGAGCGUGACGAGGGGAUAUAUAAAGCCAAUAAGACACGGGGAGGUCCUGUUAUUUUGCAUCACGGCUGCACUGUACAUGUUCUUUUUCAGGUGCAGGGAUGGACUAAAAGGAUUCGCCUUUUCAGCUCUGAAGUUCAUUGUGGGGAAGGAAGAGAUCCCGGCACAUACGUUGGUGCCAGAGAGCAUGUAUGCCAGAGCCGAGGAGAAGAAGAGCAAAGAGCAGAGGGGGCUCUCCCGGAGCAGCAUCAAGAAACUCAUGGACACAAUAUGCAAACAUGGACCAAGACACAGAUGUUGCAAACAUUAUGAAGACAACUGCAUCUCCUACUGCGUUAAGGGCUUUAUACGAAUGUUUAGCAUUGGCUAUCUGAUCCAGUGCUGCCUCCGCAUCCCCUCCACCUUCCGACACCUGUUUACAAAACCUUCCCGCUUGCUGUCCCUCUUCUACAAUAAGGAGAACUUCCAGCUUGGGGCUUUCCUCGGAUCUUUCGUCAGUAUUUAUAAGGGUACAAGCUGCUUCUUGCGUUGGGUUCGUAACUUGGAUGAUGAGCUUCAUGCAAUCGUAGCCGGCUUUCUGGCUGGAAUAUCUAUGAUGUUUUACAAAAGCACCACCAUUUCCAUGUACCUAGCAUCCAAAUUGGUAGAGACAAUGUACUUCAAAGGCAUCGAGGCCGGAAAAUGUCCUUAUUUCCCACACGCGGAUAGUGUUAUCUACGCCGUCUCUACAGCCAUUUGUUUCCACGCUGCUGUUAUGGAAGUGCAGAAUUUGAGACCAUCCUACUGGAAAUUCCUUCAGAGGCUGACAAAGGGCAGGUUUGCACUGAUGAACAGAAAAGCCUUGGAUGUUUUUGACUCUGAAGCAUCUAAAACCUUCAACAAUUUUGUCCCUAAACUGGACCCAAGGUUCUGCGUUGUAAAGCCAGAGCUGCCUCUUGCCCUGUCCUGAGUUCUAAUCAUUCUGAGGGCCUGAAGCCUCCUGAUCGUCAAGAUGAAUAAAUGAAAAAGCUCCGGGGCUUGCCUCCAGUAUUAACUAAUUUACCCUGACCAAUCCAAACAUGGCUUGAUUGUAGCUGAAUAUCAUCCCAUUGGUAGAUUUAUAGAACGAUUCGAUUGGAUCAACAGUAGCGAAGCUGAUGACGAGGCCGACGUCACUCAGAAACACUGACCAUUGUGAAUGUUCCUGGGUGCUCGUGUCUGGGUCGCCAGUUAACGAUAUACUCUAAUUUAGCAGAGUAAUUUAUGACAUAGACUGAAGAUUAUAUUGGUGAUUGAACUAAUAGGGAUGCUAACCUCUAAAAAUGUCUUAAUUUGCCUCUCUAUGAAAUGGGAGAAUGUGAGCAACAUCCGGCUGUAUUUACAACCCCAACAUUGAAUCCCGAUUUGUCAUAAUUGAGCUCUAAGUACCAUGAAUUAUAGAUACGGAGGGGGCAUGUUUUCAAUUUAACUCUUUUGGUUUAUGUACUCAAAUUAAAUUGUGAAAGCAAGAACAUCUAGUCAGUUCUAAGGCUUAAGGGGUUAAGAAUCUCUCUAUCCAUCUCUCUAUCUAUCUAGUUUACAGUGUGAAAAAUCAGUCCCUCCGUGUACUGACCAAUAAGGGCAAAUUCCCUCCGAGCAACAUGUCAGCUAUAAAACUUGCCUUUGGGAAGCCGACAUUGCACAGUUGUAGCAACUUGUUCAGCCUUAGUGUUAAGAACUGGAUCUGGGGCUUUAGAAUCGCUGAACUGUUUUAUUUACAGUGUGGAAAAAACAAUAGAAAGAUCAGUCCCUCCAUUUACAGACCUAUAAAAGCAAAUUAGCUCCAUCCAAAAUGUCGGCCAUAAAAUCUGCCUUUGGGAAGGUGGCCAUGAACAAUAAUACUGAUUUGACCAACCUUGGUGUUAAACAAGUGGAUCUUUGGCUUAAGAAUCUACCGUUCUACAGUUGCUGAACUGUUUUACAGUGUGAAAGAUUAGUCCCUCCAUCUACUGACCAAACAGGGCACAUUCCCUCCAUCUAAAAUGUCCGCCAUAAUAUUUGCCUUUGGGAAGCCGCACACAGUAACGGCUACUUGUUCUGCCUUAGUGUUAAACAACUGGAUCUGGGGCUUAGGAGUCUCUCUGUCAGUCGCUGAAAGAGUGUCAGUAAUAUCAGUCCCUCAAUAUACUUAGCCAAGUGAUAUUCUCUCCAAUCAAAAUGGCGGCCUCAACAUCGGCUCUUGGGAAGCUGUCUGUGCACAGUAAGGUCUAGUUCUUCAGCUUUCUUGUUUAAUGGCUGGACUUAUUGGGGCAGAUUGCACAGGUCCUGUUGUCUGGCCUUUAGGCCCAAAUAAUUAGAUCAUAUUAAGGGGAAAUAAUUCCAGGUUACACACCAGCUGUGACACUCUUGUAAUAGGAACAUACUAUGUUACCGUUGGCGUGUUCCAGUUCCAUGACAUGGUCCAUAAAUGGCAGGAUCUAGAGCCAAGUUGGCCAACUGCACAGAUCUAGUUGUCUUGAAGUUUGUCAGACAGUUCACAGAGGGGCCCAUGGGAGGGAAACCUAAGCCUUUGGCUAAAUAUCUUACAGUUGUGUGUAUGACACAAACUACCCCAGGUUUUACCCCAUUUACAGAGUGAAUGGCUUCACAUGCUGUGUCUAUGGCACUUGCGGGGCAUCAUGGGAGAAUAUGGAAGGUUCCAACCCAGUUACGAGGGAUAUACAGUAUACAGGCACAUUUUUCUUUCAGGUCCUUCCUUUCUCAUCGGGAGACUUACAAUUGAGAUAAAUAUUGAGAUAGGUGACUUUUCAGUAAAGAAGUCAGUCAGUUAUUAAAGCACUUGAGUCUUGGUUUCCCUUUUACCCCCUGGGUCACCCAAAUUUGUUGUUUUGGGGGUAGUUGUUUAUGGGAGUUUUAUUUAUGGGAGUAUAUGGGAUGCUGAAACUGCAGCAGGGUUUUCUCCCAGGAAUGAAAUCAUUAGGAUUAUGGGACAUAACUAAUGACAAAUGGGAGGAUUUACUUGGCACCAGAUACCCCAACCCUUGUCAUGUCAUGUGACUAAGGCUGUCACAUGGGUUGGUGGCACUAGCCAGCAGCCUGUUUGGUGCAUACUCUCCAUGUGCUAAGAGCCUAUCUGAUGACAUAAAAUAUGAUUUGGUGAAAGACAUGAGGAGCUGCUACCAUGAAAUGUCAAAAACAUUGCAAUGGAGUCUUCAAACAAGACCAAGUCGGCCUUUCUGACCCUGAGGGGUCCCUUGUUCUCUAGUUAUGAGGAGUAUUCUGAAGUGAGCAGGUUACUAAUGGCUUCCUACUCCUCCCGCUCAAUAGGCACGUUGCUUACUGUCCAAGAAAUAUUCCAGCUCUUUGUUUCUAUUCUGCACAUUUUGUCUCUGAGAUCCUUGUUAUGCUCCUCUUCUUGGCCAAGUCUUUGUUUAGAGAUGCCCAUCACAGUGAUCUGCUGGUUUCAUUAUAUAUAUAUAUAUAUAUAUAUAUAUAUAUAUAAUAUAUAUAUCAUCAGUAGAGCUGUGCCUGCUCCCAUGAAUACAGCUGCUCUGCUCCCAUGAAUACAGCUGUGCCUGCUCCCAUGAAUACAGCUGUGCCUGCAUCCGUGAACACAGCUGUGCCUCCUCCCAUGAAUACAGCUGCUCUUCUCCCAUGAAUAGAGCUGUGCCUCCUCCCAUGAAUACAGGUGCUCUGCUCCCAUGAAUACAGUUGCUCUGCUCCCAUGAAUACAGUUGCUCUGCCCCCCAUGAAUACAGCUGUGCCUGUAUCACCAAAAAUAAAACCUGAAGACCAAGUGCAAAGCCGCACUGUUUCUUUCCACCUGCGAGGUACUACAAGCUGAAUGUUUGGGUUCAGAUAAAUUCCAUUUGCAGAAUUUUUUUGUUCUGUUGUGUUAUUUCAUACACUUUCUUUUGUAUCAUUUAAACCCAUUUAUUGGCCCAUUGUACGGUACAUUGGGAGGUUCCUGGAGGCUGAAUGUUUUUCUAGUAACUGUACCCGGCCCGUAGGAUGGGGCCCAGCUGAGCCGACUCCCGCGCAUGAUCUGUGAAUUGAGACAAACUUAUGUUCUGUUAGGGAUAAUGAUAAAAUAUCAAUUUGGUCUUUAAUCUAUAGCAAAACAAUAUAUAUAUAUAAUAUAAUAUAAAUUCCGGAACAUUUAUUUGUAAGGAAAGAUAGAUAUCCAGUUAUGAUUUUUUUCUCAGUUUUACCUCUGUUUUCUAUGAUUUGUUUUUAAAAAAAAAAAAAUAUGUAUUUAAAAAUAAAAAAUAAUUUAAUCACA
Molecule: messenger RNA, 4899 nt
Organism: Xenopus tropicalis (tropical clawed frog)
Lineage: Eukaryota; Metazoa; Chordata; Amphibia; Anura; Pipidae
Gene: tmem135
Product: transmembrane protein 135
Exons: 15
Coding region: 244-1608 (454 amino acids)
Cellular component (GO): endomembrane system
Source: RefSeq, a predicted model, not a curated record